Molecule: messenger RNA, 2082 nt
Organism: Otolemur garnettii (small-eared galago)
Lineage: Eukaryota; Metazoa; Chordata; Mammalia; Primates; Galagidae
Gene: ZMAT1
Product: zinc finger matrin-type 1
Exons: 6
Coding region: 27-2048 (673 amino acids)
Molecular function (GO): zinc ion binding; nucleic acid binding
Source: RefSeq, a predicted model, not a curated record
AGUGCAAUUGUCCGCGCCUCGCUGCGAUGGCGGCGGCGCCGAGCACAGUCACCCCGCUGGCUGCGGAGUCUUCCCCUCAGGAAGCUACCGUCUCUGCCGCCGCCACGUACACCCCUGCCUUCCCGCCUGCCGGUGGCUGUGGCGAUGGCGGCGGCGGCUUUGGCGGCUCCACUAUGGCGGCGGCGGGGAGGGGGGGCAGUAGUUUUAAAGUAGACACCCGCCCUUGCCUCAGAGAAGAUGCCAUUUGGAAUGAACAGGAAAAGGCUGAACUUUUUACAGAUAAUUUUUGUCAAGUUUGUGGAGUGGUUUUACAGUUUGAAUCACAAAGGAUUUCACAUUAUGAGAGUGAACAACAUGCUCAAAAUGUUAGUUUUUAUUUCCAUAUGCGUGGGGAACAAAAUGAAGUGCCUGGUAAGAGAAUGAAGAUGUAUGUUGGGAAUUUUCAGGUGCAGAGGAAUGAAGUAGUGGACAAAAACAAAUUUUGUGAUCUCUGCAACAUGAUUUUUAGCUCCCCAGUUGUUGCUCAGUCUCAUUAUAUGGGGAAGGUCCAUGCUAAAAAACUGAAGCAAUUAAUGGAAGAACAUGAUCAGGUAUCUCCUUCAGGAUUUCAGCCAGAAAUGGCGUUUAGUGUAAGAACCUACGUUUGCCAUAUUUGUAGUAUCACUUUUACAUCUUUAGAUAUGUUCCGGUCUCACAUGCAAGGAAGUGAACAUCAAAUUAGAGAAUCCAUUGUCAUCAAUCUAGUGAAGAAUUCAAAGAAGACACAAGAAUCUUACCAAGAUGAGUGUGCCGAUUACAUCAAUAUGCAGAAAUCCAGAGGACUAGAGCCCAAUACUUGUUUUAGAAAGAUGGAAGAGAGUUCUUUGGAAACACGUGGAUACAGGGAAGUAGUUGAUUAUAGACCCAGACAUAGAAUGUUUGAACAAAGUGUCCCAUUUGAGAGUUUCCAAACAUAUACAGGAUCAUACAAUAUUUCACAUGCAGUAGAAAACCAGUUACCUCAUUCCUUACCAGGUCAUUCACAGAAGACAUAUGGCUCGUUCCAAGAUGAACUUGAAGAUUACAUCAAAGUGCAGAAAGCCAGAGGACUAGAUCCGAAGACUUGUUUCAGGAAUAUGAGAGAGAACUUUGUGGAAACUCAUGGGUACAGAGAAAUGGUUGAAUCUGGACCCAGGCAAACAACAUGUGAGCAAAGAUUUUCAUUUGAGACUUCCCAGACCUACCAGCAACCAUAUAAUACUUCACAAGUGGAAAGCCAAUUACCUCAUUGGUUACCAGCUCAUUCAAAGAGGACAUAUGAUUCUUUUCAAGAUGAACUUGAAGAUUACAUCAAAGUGCAGAAAGCCAGAGGACUAGAGCCAAAGACUUGUUUUAGAAAGAUAGGUGACAGCUCUGUGGAAACAUACAGAUAUAAAGAAAUGAUUGAUGUCAACCCCAAACAUAAAAUGUUGGAGCAAAAUCUCCCAUUUGAGACUUUUCAGACCUAUCCAGGACCAUACAAUAUUUCACAAACAGUGGAAAACCAGAUACCUCAUUGUUUACCAGCUCAUGACAGUGAACAGGGACUAGACUCUAGUAGUUACUAUCAACUCACCAGAGAUUAUUUCCCAGAAAAACCAAUACCUUUGAGCCUUAAUCAGCAAGAAAAUAACUCUGGCCCAUAUAGUGUAGAAUCUGAAGUUUACAAGGACCUCGCCUCAGAAAACAAUACCAGUGAUGACCAAGCAGGUCAUAAACGGAGACAUCAGAAGAAAAGACGACACCUGGAAGAACGUGAAGAAAGGCCUGAGAAGGAACAGUCCAAGCAUAAAAGGAAAAAGAGUUAUGAAGAUGUAGAUUUAGACAAAGACAAGAGCAUUCGUCAAAAGAAAAGAGAGGGGGAUAAAGUUGGGGUCAGUUCAGGAAAGCUUAAGCAUCGAAAAAAGAAAAAAAGCCAUGAUGUGCCCUCUGAGAAAGAAGAACGGAAGCAUAAGAAGGGGAAAAAGAAAUCUGUUAAAGAAAGGACAGAAGAGGAAAUGCUUUGGGAUGAGUCUAUUCUAGGAUUUUGAACUUUUAGUUUUGUUUACCCAAGGAUGAUUUGAA